UAGCGUAGAGAAGAGAAGAUCGCCGGAAGGAAUUGUUAGUGUUUAUCUCCCGCUGGAAGUGUUAAUACGUUCCAACGGUCUAGCGGCAGUUGUCUUUACUGAGAUUGUGAAAGCGUGAGGCAGGAAACAGUCGGAGGGAAACGGCGGCGUCGGUGGAUGUAAAAGUGGCGGACAGAGUCCAAAUUUAACGCCCACAGCAGGAUGGAUUUCAUCCUCUUCGACUGACGGGAAGAGUCCACAACAUGUUGCAGAAACGAGCCGUGGAGUUCGACGUGGAGGAGGAAGUCAGAGUAAAAAACGUGAAAGAACCGUUCUGCAGCCAGUAUCACUGUGGUCCUCUGCUCGGCAGCGGUGGAUUCGGUUCAGUGUUCUCAGGCCACAGACUCUCUGAUGGACUGCAGGUUGCCGUUAAACAGAUUUCCAGUGACAGAGUUCAGCAGUGGGCCAGACUGUCUGGCGAGGUCAGCCCUGUGCCCAUGGAGAUCGCGCUGCUGCAGCGGCUGUCGGAGGUCGGGGGUCACAGGGGGGUCAUCAGCAUGCUGGACUGGUUUGAGGUGGAGGGGCAGGGCUUCCUGCUGGUGCUGGAGCGUCCACCGCAGUUUCAGGACCUCUUCGACUUCAUCUCAGAGAGAGGGGCACUGUCGGAACACCUGGCACUCAGGUUUUUCUGUCAGAUUGUGGAGGCGCUACAGUUCGUGCACACUAACGGCAUCGUGCACCGAGACGUCAAAGACGAGAACAUCGUGGUUGACACGAGGACACUCGAAGUCAAGAUCAUCGAUUUUGGAUCAGGAGCUCCGCUCAAAGAGACACCGUACAGCGAGUUUGAAGGUACUCGGGUCUACAGUCCUCCUGAGUGGAUUCUGUCUCAGUCCUACGACGCCCUCCCACUCACCGUCUGGUCUCUGGGCGUUUUGCUCUUCGACAUGGUGUGCGGUGACAUACCGUUCGAUCGCGACCAGGAGAUUGUCAGGGCCAUGCCUGUUUUCACUAAGCGGGUCUCCAAAGAAUGCCAGUCUCUGAUUUGCUGGUGUCUCUCGUACCGUCCAGACGACCGUCCGACUCUUGAGGAGAUCCUGUCCCACCCCUGGGUGGAGGGGGGAGAGGUGGAGGAGGAGGAGGAAGGAGGAGACUUGCAGGACGUCCACAGCUCGCUGCCCAGCACGUCCCUCUGACCACACAACACUGAACAUGCGUGGCUCUGGGCAGAUCCUCACAGUCAAAUAACCCUGAACAUCCAGGUCACUGGAGUCCAUGUGACCUCACAGGCUGUGUAGGACCCGGCUCAGCCAGCAGGGCGGAGACAAAAACUAAAACCUCACACUGGACUUUAAAGGAUCAGGUUUUUUUAAACUGCUUCAGAUACGGAACAAAUCAGGGUCAUUACAGUUACUUUUUGCAUCCAUCAUCAGCCAAGUCUGAAAUCCCUGAUGUUGUGACCUUGAACGCACCAGCAGGGUAAGGGAACAAAAUCCGUUUAAAGAGAACAAAUCUAGAAGGAGUUACAAGAGGAAGAGGAAGAGGAAAAAGUAUUUAUUUAAAUCUGAAUGUAUUUAUCUGGUGGUGAACGCAGCAGGUUCGGAGGCUGCGUCUGAUUGGCGCUGACUGACUUCCUGUUUGAUUAUUUAUUGAACUGAGUAUUUAUUUGCUGUAUGAGUUAACUGAUGGUGAUGAUGUCCUCUAUCGUAACAUGAGGGAAAUGAAGGAAGAGAAACCUACAGGUUCAACUCCUCACACGCAACAGAAUGUGACCAGGUUUUCAUUAGACCAACGUCUGUAUGAACAAAACUGAUCAAACUACACAAUUUUAUAUGAUCGUAAAACCGUUACACACAAAAUCCUCAAAACUGAGAAUCUUUACCUCUUUUGUAUAAAAAAAAAGACUGGUUAAACUGAACAUUUUUCCAUUAUUAUGUUCCCAAGCAGAGAUUUUUAUUUUUUUUCUGAGGUUUCUCCUGCCUCCUCCAGUCUGAGACGGAUCAGGUAUCGGGUUCAGAAGGUAACCGGCAAGUCUGGUUCGUGGUGUAAAUACUUUUCUAUUGUAUUCUGGGGGUUAAAGGUCAAAGUGGCCUCAUCAGCCACUUGUUUCUGUUUAUUUACAUUAAAUAACACUGGACCGAGAAGAAAAAGAUCUGAAGUUUGAAUAAAAGUUUCUGUCUUCCUG
This is a messenger RNA of Scophthalmus maximus (turbot), 2164 nucleotides long. RefSeq names its product Pim-2 proto-oncogene, serine/threonine kinase (gene pim2). The coding region runs from base 243 to 1175 and encodes 310 amino acids. NCBI's taxonomy places the organism in Eukaryota, Metazoa, Chordata, Actinopteri, Pleuronectiformes, Scophthalmidae. Gene Ontology annotation, molecular function: ATP binding; protein serine/threonine kinase activity. The transcript has 7 exons. Gene Ontology annotation, cellular component: cytoplasm. The record is from RefSeq and is a predicted model, not a curated record. Gene Ontology annotation, biological process: protein autophosphorylation; regulation of mitotic cell cycle; negative regulation of apoptotic process.